AUGUUCUCAGUGCUCUUGUCAGCCCGUAGUUUUCUUCUUUUCUUCGUUUUUACAUCUUCAUUUUGUGUUAUCGUGGGCGUUGUGGUUGGAGGGGAGGAUGCUGGCGCGUAUGCUGUGGGUUGCUGUUGGGUUUGGGAGGUUUGUGGUUGGGAUGGGGUGUGUUGCUUCCUCACGCCUCGCUCAUACUUGUCCUACUUCCUCGCCUACAUUUCUUUCUGA
Molecule: messenger RNA, 219 nt
Organism: Plenodomus lingam JN3
Lineage: Eukaryota; Fungi; Ascomycota; Dothideomycetes; Pleosporales; Leptosphaeriaceae
Source: RefSeq, a predicted model, not a curated record